Molecule: messenger RNA, 1371 nt
Organism: Colletotrichum tamarilloi
Lineage: Eukaryota; Fungi; Ascomycota; Sordariomycetes; Glomerellales; Glomerellaceae
Product: CUE domain-containing protein
Exons: 4
Coding region: 1-1371 (456 amino acids)
Biological process (GO): ubiquitin-dependent protein catabolic process
Cellular component (GO): cytoplasm
Molecular function (GO): ubiquitin binding; ubiquitin conjugating enzyme binding
Source: RefSeq, a predicted model, not a curated record
AUGUCUGCCCCCAUCGAAACAAACAAGCUUACUUCCUCGAGCGGGCCUGAGUCGCCUACAACAGUCCGACCCCUGGAUCUGUCCGACGACGAAGACAUCCAGGAAACAGGUGUUCUCGGCGGUGAGGCUCCUACUACAUCUCAGGCUACCACCAAGACCACCAACACCAACACCACCUCGUCUAACAUGACCUCCUCGACACCCGUCGCCGCCGAAGCGGCCCCACCAAAGCCCCCGAGACCCUCCGGCGAGACGCAGAAGACGGAGGACAUCUUGAAGGAGGCCUUUCCUAGCAUCGACAUCUCCGUCGUUAAGGCGGUCCUGAGAGCCAGCGGCGGAAAGAUUGAUCCGGCUUUCAAUGCCCUCUUGGAAAUGACUGAUCCCGAUGCGGCCCAGCACGAGACAACCGACGAACAACCCCCUCCCCAGCCUCCCCGCCCCCAGGGCGGCGCGCAGCUGUCCCAGCUCGAAGCCGACGAGCUCUACGCACGACAGCUGGCGGAGCAUUUUGACAAUGUCGGAAGCUACGAAGCUAGAACCUCUAACCGGAGCCCCGGCGGUGGCGGCGGCCGUGUGAGGAGGCAGCAGACCGGCCUCGAGCCCAGACCGAACGCCGAGGACCGCGAACCCAACUUCUUUGACGAUGAGUUGCCGGUGAUUCAGGAGAAGCUCCGAAAGGGGUUCGUGGAGACGCAGGGCAAGGUCAACAGCUGGAUCACCACAAUGAAGAAGAGGUUUGACGAGGAGUUUGCCGACGAGGAUGAAUCCAGUCACCAGUGGCCGGGUCAAGGCCAGGGCCAGGGCCAGUAUGGCGCCCGACGACCCGGCGAGUCGAGCCGUCGGAGCGGCGACUACGAGAGAUACGACGCCGAUCCUCAGGUGCUCAGCGACGACUUCGCGGGUAUGAAGUUCACCGCCGACGGAACGCCUCUCCGCGAUAACAACAGACCUCUGUCAAACCCUGACCUCUACAAGCCCCCUCCACCCUCAAAGUCGCCCAAGCCCCACGACGGCCGCAAGGUGGCCUUCAGGGAAGGCGCCGAGGAGAUUGACGUGUACGGCUCGUCGCCCAGACGCUCCGCCGAAGACCUGUCCGGUUCAAAGGCAAAGGCCAGCAAGUGGCAGCCCCUGUCGACGGUCGACCCGAACCCCAUCAGCGACAACGACCCCUUCAGCCUGGGCGACAGCGAAGACGAGCGGGAGGCAAAGGAGAAGGUCGCGUCCACCAGCAAGGAUACUACUACCAAGGAUGCCGGCGCCAGCUCUGAGGACAGCGAAAGGCUCAAGAAGGCCGCAGCCGAGGCUAUGGCGGAUAGUCUCGUCGAGUCCAAGAGCGGCGAGACGGCUGGUGCUGACGCCAAGAAGAAUUGA